AUGUUUACUGGGCUAGCCAUAGACAGUGGCGCCUUGAGUAGUGCAAGUCUUAUAAUAACAGAAAACAGCGGAAAGAAAACCGCUCGCCGGGAAAGCAUCAUUCCAACACUUCUUGCCACUUUCAACCUUUUUCUUGUCUACUUUCAAAUAUUUUACGAGAUGAACAAGAAGAGUUUUUGCGCCCUCAACGACCACUCUUUUUGGGGAAACGAGGAUGAUUCAGACGAGCGCGAGUGGAGCGGUGAAGAGGAGAAACCACCAGGAGUGCCCGUAGGAGAAGCCAUUGAAGCGGUGAGCCACGUUGACAAGGAGGGCGAGUGGAUCGACAUGAAAGCUCAUCACGCGCCAUUCUUUUGUCCACACAUUGAGUGUUUGCAGUAUUAUUGCGAGGGAUGCCGGGCGUCGAUGCACGGAUGUAUGAAUCGUGAGGAUCACAAGCCGCUCGUCAAGAAGGCC
Messenger RNA from Mesorhabditis belari, 456 nucleotides. The record is from the annotation of a GenBank genome assembly. Lineage: Eukaryota; Metazoa; Nematoda; Chromadorea; Rhabditida; Rhabditidae.